Sphaerulina musiva SO2202 is the source of this 2417-nucleotide messenger RNA. Its product is annotated as DUF726-domain-containing protein. The transcript has 2 exons. The record is from RefSeq and is a predicted model, not a curated record. The coding region runs from base 76 to 2313 and encodes 745 amino acids. NCBI's taxonomy places the organism in Eukaryota, Fungi, Ascomycota, Dothideomycetes, Mycosphaerellales, Mycosphaerellaceae.
CGGACAUUGAUUGACAAUGGCCGCCCUUCUCUCGCCCGGUAGAUUGACUGCAACCUCCUACAAACCACCGUGAACAUGUUCUCCCGCGCUGCCCACGCGCUGUCCGGCCGCUCUCAUGGCGGUGAUGCCAGCGACGAUGGCGAGUCCCUCACCACCAUCCUGCGCAGCCACGAAGAUCGAGGCGCCCUGACCCUCCUGAUUGCCGACUGCACCGAGGCCAUGAAAAAGGCCAUUGAAGACACCUUUGACGCGAACGCGACGAGUAGUCACACAGACUUGCAUGUGGAUGACCUCAAGGAAGCACUACCGGACCUCGAAGCACCUGUACGGGCCAAUGUCAAUGCCGAUACCACGCCAGAUGAGCAGCAAGUGAAGGACAAGGAGGCGGAGAAGCGGCAGGCGGAAACGGCGCAGCGGGAGAACGAGCUGAGUGCGGCCAAGAUGCAGGAGCUCAAGAAGGCGGCGCUCGCCCACUGGGAGGACUGGCGGGUAAGCGUGAUCCAGCGAGUCGGCGAAGUGCUCAACUCGCACGAAGAGGAAGAGGCGCGUGUCAAACACGACGAGGAUGCAGCCAAGAAAGAGCAGAAUCACGAGAAAGCGGCAUCAUCACCGCCCAUGAAGUUUGACAGCCCUCCUAGAUACGACAAGACGGUCAACGAUGCCAUGAGAUCCCUAUAUCCCCCCAUAGAGAAUCCACUAAGAGAACUACCAGAGGCGAAGCGUACUCUGAUUAUGCACUCAGUUCUCCUGCUUCUACUCAGUCUCGAGCACUACCAUGCUGAGUCCCGCGUUCUCCUCCUCCGACUAUCAACCAGUCUAGACUUGCCCAUUGACAUCCUUGGAUUGGACGAAAGCAAAGUUGCCCGUGGCUUACUGGCAGCUGCAGAAAAUAUGAGUGCGGACGAAGAGACGAAAAAGAAAGCCGAAGAGAACAAAACGAGUCGAAAGUGGAAAGUGGGAUUAGCCACAGUCGCAGGAGCGGCACUGAUUGGUGUGACAGGUGGUCUUGCUGCCCCACUGUUAGCAGCCGGUGUGGGAACAGUCAUGGGUGGUAUAGGUCUGGCUGGCACAGCUACAGCAGGCUAUCUGGGAGCCUUGGCAGGAUCUGGUGUACUAGUCGGUGGUCUAUUCGGUGCAUAUGGUGGACGCAUGACUUCCAAAAUGAUGGACGAAUAUGCCAGAGCGAUACAAGAUUUUGGUUUCGAGCCCGUGCGAACACAUCACCGUCCACGCAAGAUCGAAAAGGAAUAUCGUCGUUUGCGUGUUGCCAUUGGAAUUAGCGGUUGGCUGACGAAACAAGAGGAGGUUGUAGAACCUUGGAAAGUCGUUGGUGUACAACUUGAAUCCUUCGCGUUACGAUGGGAGUUGGAAGCGUUGAUGAAUCUGGGAAAUUCCAUGACAACUCUCGUCACGAGUGCAGCAUGGUCAUAUGCCAAAACCGAAAUCAUAAAACGCACGCUUCUGGGUGCUUUAUAUGCAGGCUUGUGGCCACUCGCCAUCCUCAAGGUCGGCCGCAUCAUCGACAACCCCUUCUCGGUUGCCUCUCACCGCGCUGCAAAAUGCGGCCAAAUCCUCGCUGACGCAAUCAUCAAUAAAGCGCAAGGUGAACGACCCGUCACACUCAUAGGCUACAGUCUCGGCGGCAAAGUCAUAUUUCACUGUCUCCAAGAACUCGCCGCACGCAAAGCCUUUGGAUUAGUCGAGAAUGCCAUCCUGAUCGGUACGCCAGCUCCCUCAGCUUCUGCCGAUUGGCGUCAAAUCCGUAGCGUGGUUGCCGGACGGGUCGUGAACAUUUACUCGACAAACGACUAUGUUCUGGGCUUUCUGUAUCGGAGUCAGAGUAUCACUUUGGGGGUAGCAGGGUUGCAAGCCGUGGAGGGUGUCAAAGGCGUGGAAAAUGUCGACGUCAGUGACCUCGUGAGUGGGCAUACUCGCUACCGAUUUCUCACGGGACCUAUUCUCAAACAUAUCGGAUUUGAAGAUGUGGAUGUAGAGGGCCUGGAGGAGGAGACUCGUGCGCUGAAGGAGCAAGAGGAGAUGGAGAAGAGAGAAAGGGAUCAGAAUGAGCAAAGGGAUCAAGCUGAUGGUGGUGGUGAUGACGUUUCUGAGCAGUAUGUGGAUGGUCUGCAGAAAGAAGUGGAGAAGAAGAAUGAGCACAGUUAUAUGAGGUGGGCACAGUCGAAAAUGGCCUCUGCUGGGUCAAGUGUUUCUGCUGCUUAUGGCUCGGCUGCUGCUCAGUGGAAGCGACGAUCUGACAAGGAGACGGUGGGCGCAGGAGGUGGCGAAGUUGAUGCAAAAGGGAAAGCGACAUGAUGAUUGCGGGUUGCGAGAUGAUCUUUUGCCUACGCGGACCAAGCAAUAAAGACUUUGAUAGAAAUGAUGAAGCGAAAUCACGACAUGUACGACUCUAUGACAUG